This is a messenger RNA of Rhagoletis pomonella (apple maggot), 2073 nucleotides long. It is a transcript of the gene nesd, whose product is annotated as protein nessun dorma. Gene Ontology annotation, biological process: male meiosis cytokinesis; spermatogenesis. NCBI's taxonomy places the organism in Eukaryota, Metazoa, Arthropoda, Insecta, Diptera, Tephritidae. The record is from RefSeq and is a predicted model, not a curated record.
AACAGCCCAUAAGUACUAUUAACUAGAGGUUACCCAUGGUGAAACGAAUACUAUUUAUCGGUCUUGGAGUUUACCCUACUUCAAACAAUUUCGUUUCAAAACUAUCGAAUGACAAAAGUAUCGAUACGGUAAGUAUCGUUUCGAAAUUCGUGUCUCCAGCUUUGUUUCAGUUUGAAUUUUACGUUCGGCGUUUUGAUUUAUUUGAUAUAAUUUGCAAUGGAAGUUUAUGAAUUUGAUAAGUGCUUACUCGAUCGCUUGGAGGAAUCCAUGAGUGUUUUAUCGUGGAAAGAUGAAGUAAUUCCCGCAACACAAGUUCGUUCCGAGUGGUCGUACUAUAUUGAACUCCAGAUCGAGCCAGCAGGUUGGCAAGCGAUUUGGAAGAUUCCUCGUGUAAUAUGUGAAGAGCUACAUAUCCGCUAUCCAACUGUAGUUUUUGGUUGCGUUGAACAGGUUCUUUUCAAGGAUUUAAAAGCUAUCCUCAUUAUACAAGCAGUUCAGGAGGAAGACAUUCAUCUUCCGGAAAGGCACGAAGUUUUCUUGGAAGAUCUUUGGCCGACGAAGCAACAGGAAAAUGCUGAGUUAAACAUAGAGCGAACUGCAGACUGUGUUGACCGUUUACGUUUCUUUUAUACACAUGUUUGGAUGCCAUGGGACAACGAUAAUGAUGACGACCUUAAUUGGGUGGAAAAGCAUUUAGAGUCACGUAUUCGAUUCUGCUACGACUUGCGGAAACGAACAAUUAAGCGAACAUUGGCAGCGCAUGUUCGCAAAUUACUUGCCGAAUCCAAAUAUUUGCAGCAACGGCGGGAGUACCUGGAAAUAGGACUAACGGAUGAAGAUGAAGGGAGUCCCGAAGAAACCAUUAGCAAAACUGAGGUAACUGAUCUAAUGAGAUUACAUUUGCGGCUAGCUAUGAUCCGCAACGAAAUAGAGUUAUUGGAAAACCCUGAAAUGCGCCGGAUAUACCAAGAAAUAAAAUUCCCAGAAGAAAAAUAUUUCAAAGGGAAAAAGUAUACUGAGCUAUACAUAAAAAAAAAAGACGAGCAAGUUUUUAUUGUUAUGAUGCCAUACACAAUUGAACAACAAAUUGAUCUAAUGCAUAUUGCAAAGAAGUGCAUUUCAACCAAUGCUCUGGUUCAAAAUGCUUAUACUCUACAGGAUGUUUUAAGCACCAGUUGUAACUAUGACUGCAUCUAUCUUUCGCCCGGUCGUCAUACUGUUAGGUUUCUAGAAAAUAUGAAUGAGGACGCUAAAAUUUCCGGAAUAAAAGUUGCUGGAGAAAAGCUUAGCACGCAAGAUUAUUUUUCAAAAGCCAAUGUGGUAAUAUCUUCAUCGGAUGAUGACAGCAUUCUCUUUGUCUUCGACGGCUCCUUUACUCUUGAAAACGUUGUUAUGGAUUGUCGCAAAGUGCGUACUGGAAUUGUAGCAAAAAAUGGUACCGUAUAUAUUCGUAAUUGCACUUUAAUAGGCGAUGGAAAAACUAGUACACAACAGGGGAUUAUAUGCAAUAGGGGUGCUUCAAUUAUUCUGGAUGAAUGUACUGUAGAACGGUUUGCAACGGGAAUAAUUGUAAUGGAUGAGGCGGAGUUGCGUUUAAAUAAUUCAAAAGUCAUUAACUGUAAGAUUGGCAUCGAUUUGAGCACUAUUUCAAAGUCUCAUUUUAAUCAUUCAAAAAUAACGAACUCGCAAAAUAAUGGGAUAUAUGUGGAGACUGCUUUUGAAGGACAAAACCACAAAAGUAAAAGUACAAUAUUAUGUACCCUAAAGGAAUGGGAAAGCCAUUUAAACUCAAAUCCGCCUUUUAUUGGAGAGUGCGAAUUUAGAGGCUGCAAAGUCAACAUCUUCGCUUUAAAUGUGGGGAAGUCGUUGUUAUCAAAAAACACACUCAACUAUUUAAGAGAUGCUGACACUGUAUUCGAAAGUCCUAGUAAUGAAUUACCAGCGAGUGGCUCUCGAGACACCAGCAAAUCUUUUUAAAACUAAAGUAAGUUUUUUACCCGGUAUGAUAUUUAAUUGACGCGUAUUUUUGUAUAAUUUACAACCAAUAAAAAUAUCUUUUUAACCGUCCUUGAA